CGCCAUAUUUGCGGACGGUGUCCCGGAUGUCCUAGUUGCUUCUCGUUGUUUGGGUGGCCCACGCGACUCCACACACAUCUAAACAAUGUCCGAUAACGCUGACGCCAAACCUGAGGGGGAAGGAAACGAGUACAUCAAGCUUAAAGUGGUGGGCCAGGAUUCCAAUGAGAUUCACUUCAGGGUGAAAAUGACGACACAAAUGGGCAAACUAAAGAAGUCUUAUAGUGAACGCGUGGGAGUUCCAGUCGCAUCUCUUCGUUUCCUCUUUGAUGGAAGACGUAUUAACGAUGAGGAAACGCCUAAAGCACUCGAAAUGGAAAAUGAUGAUGUCAUUGAAGUCUACCAGGAACAAACGGGCGGACAUUGAUGUAAAACAUUCCUGCGAGAGUAGGACUAAGGCAUUCUUAGGUUAAGGAGGCUAUGUUAUUUUUAUAUAUUUUUUUUCCCCAUUUUUAUUUGACUUCAACACAAGUACUUUAAUUGAUUGGAAAUAAGAAGUGCACAGCUCCAUCAGUGUGCUUUUGUGAAUAUGGGUACCAUUUUGUAUACCUUAAACAGUUAGAAUAAUUCCUGGUCAGCAAUGACAGGAGGAAUGAAACCCGAAUUUAGUCUAAAUAUUCCUCAUAGGUGUCAUUGUCUGAAUUGAGAGUGCAGACACAGAAGUAUGUAUUUAAUGUGUAUACUUUUUUCCUAGAAGUGACUUGCAUUAAAUUAAAAUAAUUGAUUCAGUAUUUAAUAAAUAACCAAAGCAUAACUGUCUUUUUAAUUAAGAGUUGCUUCAGUACAGGAAGCAAUAUUUACAUUACUUCAUUCGUUUUGAAUUUAGAAUACUAUAUCCUAUUAUCACUGGCAUUCGAAAAGCUGUUGUGUGUAUGUUUUUUGUGUAUUUAGAUGCAUAUGUGAAUGAAAGAAAGAGUUUUGUGUAAUACUUAUUCAAAUACAUUCUGAUUCUGC
Molecule: messenger RNA, 954 nt
Organism: Portunus trituberculatus (swimming crab)
Lineage: Eukaryota; Metazoa; Arthropoda; Malacostraca; Decapoda; Portunidae
Product: small ubiquitin-related modifier-like
Exons: 4
Coding region: 86-367 (93 amino acids)
Biological process (GO): protein sumoylation
Cellular component (GO): PML body; nucleus
Molecular function (GO): protein tag activity; ubiquitin-like protein ligase binding
Source: RefSeq, a predicted model, not a curated record